GGCCUGGUCCAUAGCACUGGAACAACCCUGCUGAUAGGGUUUCACUCUCUGCGGGCCGAAGAGGAGGGCAGGCAGUGCAAAACAAGAUCUGGGACUCAAAUCUACCUGGGAAUCUAGAUUCCUGUUCCUCUGGGACCUGCGUCUUCCUGUAGAUAACCGAGUCUGAAAGCCAUGCCUAUCACAACUCCCGUCCCUCCUAACAAGAGGAAGAAGGCCAACAAGAUCAUCACUGAUCUGACCAACAUCAGCCAGAAUGAUGAUGAGCCGGACGCCGAGGCCGCUGAGCUCAACCUGGGUACCAAGAUCAAGACGCCCAAAGACGUGAUGUUGGAGGAGCUCUCCCUGUCCAAGAACAAGGGGUCCAAGAUGUUCAAGAUGAGGCAGCAGAGAGUGGACAAGUUCAUCGUAACCAACGAGAACAUGCAGAACCUCGAGAACCUGCUCAUGUCCCCUCCUCCUAUUCCACCAAAGCCUGAGAUGCCAAAGGAAGAAAUUGUGGAGGAGACAGUGGACGAAGAAGCUGAGAGGGAGAAGAGGAGGAAGGAAUAUGUACGCACCUACGUAUCGCCAUGGGAACGGGCCAUGAAGGACAACGAGGAGCUGAAAGCCACCAUGAAGGCUUGCAUGCCGGGACCCAUCCAGAUGCACCCGGAACUGCCUCUUUUCAAGAGCUUCAACAGGACGGCCCUGCCUUUCGGCGGCUACGACAAGGCGUCCAAGAUGCUGACCUUCGAGCUCCCAGAGAUCAACGCCGCCACAGAGGAGCCGGAGCCUCUGCCCACCAUGCAGGCCGACAUGCGCUCGCGUCCCUCGUUCAACCGCACGCCCAUCGGCUGGGUCUGCAGCGACGACAACUCACACAUCCACAUGGAAGUGGACAACAUGCCCUUCGACGGAGAGACGGACGACCUGUGAACACGCAUGCAGACACAAACAUAUAUAUAUUUACAGUACAACGUAGCUUGAAAAAUAAACACUGGAACUCGUAACACUUUCGCAUAAAACUGCAUCAAACACGUUAUUUUAUUGCAUGGAAACAAAAUGAACGUUUUCAAAUGACUUCAUGGAAAAGGAAGGAGUGUCUAACCUGGUCUCCUUUUCAUCCCCAAUUAUGAAUGAGUCUUACUAUAAUUUUACAUACUGUGAGCUACUAUGAGACCUGUGUGAAUAGAAAUAGAUAAGCACUCUGCACUCUUAAAACAAUGUAUUUAUGCAAUAAACUUACCCUUUACAGAA
Molecule: messenger RNA, 1236 nt
Organism: Mugil cephalus (flathead mullet)
Lineage: Eukaryota; Metazoa; Chordata; Actinopteri; Mugiliformes; Mugilidae
Gene: myoz1b
Product: myozenin 1b
Exons: 6
Coding region: 172-915 (247 amino acids)
Cellular component (GO): actin cytoskeleton; Z disc
Molecular function (GO): actin binding; FATZ binding; telethonin binding
Source: RefSeq, a predicted model, not a curated record